Messenger RNA from Argiope bruennichi, 4843 nucleotides. RefSeq lists its product as uncharacterized. The record is from RefSeq and is a predicted model, not a curated record. Gene Ontology annotation, molecular function: acyltransferase activity, transferring groups other than amino-acyl groups. The transcript is spliced from 3 exons. Lineage: Eukaryota; Metazoa; Arthropoda; Arachnida; Araneae; Araneidae. The coding region runs from base 48 to 938 and encodes 296 amino acids.
CGGCCGGGCAAUGGUGUUGCUGAGAAGGUUAGCAGGGUCCAGCCGCGAUGACAUCGGAAAUUGUGAGGCGUAUGACAUGGGACGACGUGCCGCAGGUGGUCGCGAUAUGGAAGGACACGGGGCUCGCCGAGGGCACUCACACGGUGCACACCUUCUUCCGAUUUGACCCAGAGGGAUUCUAUGUGGUGGCCACGGAUACAGGGGAAGUUCUUGGAACCUGUGCUGCAGUGAUCCUCCAUUCCAAACUAGCCUUCGUCGGUCUCUAUGCGGUCAAGAAAUCCCACAGGGGAAAGGGUCUUGGAGUCCGAAUAUGGAAAAAAGCCAUGGAACAUAUAGGAGAAAGGAACGCUGGUCUGAAUUCAGUACCUGAACACCUCAGGACGUACAGGGACCUUGCUGGUUUCAGCAACGUAGCACCUUGGUGUACUCUAAUAUGCGAGGGAGUUCCGGAUUUUGGAAUUCGAAAUACCGAACCGGAAGGCAUUCAGAUAGUUCAGAUUCGAGCUUCAGUACUUCCUGCUGUUAUCAACUACGACGCAACCAUACAAGGCUACGACAGAUCCAAAAUCGUUACUUUGAGCACAGCAGAGGAAGAUAGCUAUGCUUUAGCUGCCGUGCGCAAUGGAACCAGGAGAGUCUGCGGUUACGGCUGCAUCAAAAAUAAUGUCCAGGAUUCGCUGCUGGUCGGGCCACUGUACGCCGAUCGAAUCGACAUCGCUGAAGAACUUUUGCGUCAUCUCUUCACCGAAUUCCCUGGAGAUUCCAACGGCAAAAUCACAAUUGGCGUCAUAAACUGCAAUUCCGAAGCCAUGAAGCUAGUGACGAAGUUGAAUCUGGACAUUGGCGAGGAAGUGCCUCGUUGCUACACGAAAGAGCAGGUUCACGCCAACUUUGAGAAAGUUUUUGGCCAACACGCUCUCAAUUUUUGCCCGUUUUGAAAUCGAAUAUAUAUGUAUGACGUAAUUGGUUUUAGUUUGGUGUGCAUAAUUAUUACCAAACUGACUCUAUAUCUGUUUUUAUUUCAUGUGCAUUUACUGUUAAAUACGAAAGCUGACUCUAUAUAUGUUUUUUAUUUCAUAUGCAAUUAUUGUUAAAUACGAAAACUGACUCUAUGUCUGCUUUUAUUUCAUAUGGAAUUAUUGUUAAAUACGAAAGCUAACUCUAUCUGUUUUCAUUUCAUAUGCAUUUAUUAUUGAAUACGAAAGCUGACUCUAUGUCUAUUUUUAUUUCAUAUGCAUUUAUUGUUAAAUACGAAGGCUGAGUCUAUGUCUGCUUUUAUUUCAUAUGCAUUUAUUGUUAAAUACGAAGACUGGCUCUGUAUCUGUUUUCAUUUCAUAUGCAUUUAUAGUUAAAUAAGAAGGCUGAGUCUAUAUCUGUUUUCAUUUCAAAUGCAUUUAUUAUUGAAUACGAAAGCUGACUCUAUAUAUGUUUUUUUAUUUCAUAUGCAUUUAUUGUUAAAUACGAAGGCUGACUCUAUGUCUGCUUUUAUUUCAUAUGGAAUUAUUGUUAAAUACGAAAGCUAACUCUAUCUGUUUUCAUUUCAUAUGCAUUUAUUAUUGAAUACGAAAGCUGACUCUAUGUCUAUUUUUAUUUCAUAUGCAUUUAUUGUUAAAUACGAAGGCUGAGUCUAUGUCUGCUUUUAUUUCAUAUGCAUUUAUUGUUAAAUACGAAGACUGGCUCUGUAUCUGUUUUCAUUUCAUAUGCAUUUAUAGUUAAAUAAGAAGGCUGAGUCUAUAUCUGUUUUUUAUUUCAUAUGCAAUUAUUGUUAAGUGAGAAAGCUGUUCGAAGUCAAAAGAGUGUUAAAUAUUGUUUAUAUGCUUUGUUAUUCAGGACGUAGAUAAUAUUUACUGGACAUGCUUUUAAUUAGAUAGCCUAAACAAGAAACUUCGACAGAUAAUCUCUUCCGCGCAAUAGCUUUUAACCACUUGCCAAAUAAGGAUGGAAUCUUGCCCCGGGUCAAAGAAGGAACAAAUUUUAAUAGAGCUAUGUGCAGCAAGCCCAUCCAUUGCCAGUUGAUACAUCCCAUUUUGGCUCGUUCUUCUUUUUAUACCCCCAAAUGACAGAAAACUAAAACAUUAAGCAAUUCGAUUUUCCAUUAACAUACUUACAUCAAGACAGAAGGUCGGGUUAUCACCUCUGAGCAAAAUAAGAUCAAAUAUUAGAAAGCAUUAUGAAGAAAACUCAUCGAUUGCCAUGCGACUUACUCCCUUUAGGCACAACUUCAUAUUGUACCGUUGGCUGACAGGAAACAAAAACACUAAACCAUUUAAUUUUCUAUUUACUUAUUUAUAUUGAGACAGAAGGUCGGGUUCUCAACUACAUAAAAUACAAGAGAGUAAAUAUUCCCAAAGCCUUAUGCAGAAAAAUCCUUGCAAGUUACAAUUUAUCUUAAGGUAGAUAUCUUUUAUUAUUCCAUUGUUUGACAAAAAGCCCAAGUACUAAGCACUUUGACAUCUUAUAUGCAAUUUUGAGAUUGCUGAAUUAAAUUCAGUCUUCACAUGUAGAAAGAAGUGGUGUAGCAAGGGUAAAUGGCGUUGGGGGCAUCAUAUUUUUCUCCGUUACGUCACCAUAUUUGACAUCAUAGGCUACUGCUUCGACGUGUCUUCUAGGGUAUGCGACGGAGCAAUUAUAUCUCCCCUCCCCAGUCCCACAUGGAAACUUGACCCUUCAGCACACGCACCCAUAUUUUGAAUAUUAACACAAAUACAACAAUAUAAGUUAACAUAACUACAAAACGAAGAGAGCUAGAUAGAUAAAAUUAGGCACACUCAUUUAAUAUCUAUAGUGUUGACACCUAUCAAAUUUUGAGUCAAAUCCAGUGAGGGGUUGACCGUCUGUCGAUCUGUACCUUCAGAAACAUAUAAACGCGAUAACUCAAAAAAUUAAAUAUAUAAAAUAUGAUUUGGGAUUUUAUGAUUACAAUUGCAGCUUUUUAACAAUUUUUUAUUUCAAUCGAUUGGUAAAAAACGCAUCUAAAAUACAGAUUCGAUUUUCGGAUGUUAUUAACGCAUCCUAAGGCUUAACCGCCAAAUAACUCGCCAUGAAUGACACGAUAGGUUAAUUGAAAAUGCUAAAUUCACGCCAAAGGUUAAUAUUUCCAAACUGUUCUAACGCCAAUGCCAAAUAACUCGCCAUGAAUGACAGGAUAGGUUAAUUUAAAAUGCUAAAUUCACGCCAAAGGUUAAUAUUUCCAUACUAUUCUACGCAAAUGCCAAAUAACUCGCCAUGAAUGGCACGAUAGGUUAAUUUAACAUGCUAAAUUCACGCCAAAGGUUAAUAUUUCCAAACUGUUCUACGCCAAUGCUAAAUAACUCUCCAUGAAUGACACGAUAGGUUAAUUGAAAAUGCUAAAUUCACGCCAAAGAUUAAUAUUUUUAAACUAUUCUACGCCAUUGUCAAAUAACUCGCCAUGAAUGACACGAUAUAUUAAUUUAAAACGCUAAAUUCACGCCAAAGGUUAAUAUUUCCAAACUAUUCUAUGCCAAUGCUAAAUAACUCUCCAUGAAUGACACGAUAGGUUAAUUUAAAAUGCUAAAUUCACGCCAAAGGUUAAUAUUUCCAAACUAUUCUACGCCAAUGCCAUGCAAGAUGUUCUCGAGUAUAACACUUUUAUGCAAAUAUGCGAGAAAGGUUUGAAGAGAAUCGAGCGUUUUUGCUGUUGUAGAAAUCAUAAAAUAUGGGUAAAAACGUCAAAUAUAAUAUUAGACGAAACUUUGAACGUUUCGCAUCUGAGACUAAUGCAUUUGACAUAUAAUUUCCCUGCUGUCGUACUAAAGGGAAAAUAAAUCAUUCCCUUUUCUUUCUCUUAUACGUAGUAUAGAGAAAGUAUUGUAAUCGUCAAGAAAUUCGAACUCGAGAUCUCUACUUUACUGACCUCUCCGAGUUCGAAAAACACAUUUUUGGAAAAUGUCCGUAAGAAAGACAACUGCCUGUGACAAAGAUAACUCAAAAACGCUUUGAGCUAGACAGUUGAAAUUUGGUAUACGGUCUUUACAUCAAAUUUGUAAACCUCUAUCAAAUUUUGUGUAAAAUCUGUUCAGAGCAAGUACGGCUGUUCGAAUAUAAGGUAAGACAAUCAUUAUAAAACUAAGAGAGCCAAAUCUAUAAAAUUCGGAACACAGAUUUAACAUGUAUAGUGUAGAAAUUUGUCAAAUUUUGAUCCAAAUCCAAUUGCGGAUUGAUUGCCUGUCGGUCUGUUCUUUCAGAAACAUGUAAACGCGAUAAUCCAAAAACGCAAGGAUUUAAAUAUAUCAAAUAAAGUAUGGGAUUUUGUGAUUACAAGUACAGUUUUGUGUCAAAUCUCUGCUCCAAUCGAUUGAGAAAAAUGUGCCUAAGCACAAAUUCGAUUUCGAACACUGUUAACGGUAUGUCAGGGAUGAAUCGCCAAAAAUCUCGCCAAGGAUGAUACGAUAGAUUCCGUAAAAAUGCCAAAACUUAAUAUUUCAUAAUUAUUGAACACCAUCCAAGGCGUUCUCUGGCAUGACAAAUUUAUUAGAGAAUAUGCGAGAAAGUUUUCGGAAGACCACUCCCGCUGCUCUCAAUACUUAACAGAAUUGCAUAAAACGAUGAUAUGAAUACAGAGUGAACUUUUGAUAUAAGUACGGAACGAUCCUUUGAUAUGAGUACAGAUGGGUCCUUCAAUACGAAUGCAGAGUGAUUCUUUGAUAUGAAUCAAUAUGAUUUCACUGCCAAGAGGAUGAACUUAAUAACUUUUCUAUGAGCAAAAAUUUCUUCAAAGUUAUAAAGCAUGUCUAGUGUUAAUUUGUAUGUCUUGAAAUUCUUUUGUGUUAGAAUUCUGUAAGAAAUUUUAAUAAUAAUUAAAGUAACAGUUUUAGGUGUUGAA